Exophiala aquamarina CBS 119918 is the source of this 960-nucleotide messenger RNA. RefSeq lists its product as uncharacterized. NCBI's taxonomy places the organism in Eukaryota, Fungi, Ascomycota, Eurotiomycetes, Chaetothyriales, Herpotrichiellaceae. Gene Ontology annotation, molecular function: 4-hydroxy-tetrahydrodipicolinate synthase activity. Bases 1 to 960 code for a protein of 319 amino acids. The transcript has a single exon. The record is from RefSeq and is a predicted model, not a curated record.
AUGAAUGGACAUCAUGCAACCCGGCUCUUGAAGCCGGGCAUCAAUGUCCCUAUGGUGGCAUUCUUUCAUCCAGACACUGAAGACGUCGAUGUCGAGGCAACUGCGAAGCACGCCGUUAGACUUGCCAAGGCUGGACUUACUUCAAUAACCACACAAGGUUCGAAUGGGGAAGCUGUACAUCUAACUAAGGACGAGCGCAUACUUGUUACCAGUACCGCCCGCCAGGCUUUGGAUGAUGCUGGAUUUGCAGAUAUGCCAAUCGUUGUUGGAUGUGCCGCACAGUCGGUAAGAGAAACAAUUGAUUUCUGCCGCGAUGCAUACAAAGCAGGAGGCGAUUACGCUCUCGUACUUCCUCCUUCGUACUACAAAUCAGCAUAUACCCAACAGUCGUUCAUCGAAUAUUUCCAAGAUGUUGCGACUGGCUCGCCCAUUCCUAUUAUCAUCUAUAACUUCCCAGGAGCGGUUGCGGGUGUCGACCUUGACUCGGAUAGCAUUAUCAAGUUGGCCAAACAUCCCAAAAUUGUGGGCUGCAAGCUUACCUGUGGCAACACAGGCAAGUUGAGUCGGAUUGCCAACGUCGUCAAUGCAGCAACAGCCACUGAAACCAACUCAGGUUGGAUGUGUAUGGGUGGUUCUGCCGACUUUACGCUCCAGACCAUGAUCGCGGGAGGAUCUGGAAUUAUCACCGGCUUAGGCAACAUUGUUCCUAAGGCCUGCGUCAAGGUCUUUGAUCUCUACGCUCAAGGCAAGGUGGAAGAAGCAAAGAAGAUCCAAGCAAUCGUUGCUCGGGGCGACUGGGCAGUUAUCAAAGGCGGUGUCACUGGCACCAAGGUUGGGCUCGAAUCGUAUUUUGGCUAUGGGGGUUAUGCCAGACGGCCAUUACCCAAGCCCACCAAGGACGAUAUCGCCCAAACCGAGGCGCUUCUGAAGGAAGUGAUAGAGCUGGAGAAGUCCCUUUAG